This is a messenger RNA of Striga hermonthica, 882 nucleotides long. The record is from the annotation of a GenBank genome assembly. NCBI's taxonomy places the organism in Eukaryota, Viridiplantae, Streptophyta, Magnoliopsida, Lamiales, Orobanchaceae.
AUGGCGGGGAAGGGGAGGCAGCUCUACGGGAGGGGUGCGCCGCGUAAAACGCCGUCGUCUACGGUGGUCCUCUAUGGGCUAAUAAUGUUGUCGCUGCUGAUUGUGAUCCUCUUGUCACUUGGUAUUCUCUCCAUUUCCGGCAACAAGAGCUCAACGAAUUCUCCUAGGGCGCAUGACCUCAGCUUUAUCGCGCACAAUUCAGUGUACUCAAAUCAUGAAGAUGAAGAAAGAAAGGAUCAAUGGGUCGAAGUUAUUUCCUGGGAACCCAGAGCCUUCGUUUUUCAUAAUUUUUUGUCCAAAGAGGAAUGUGAAUAUCUUAUUAGCAUUGCUGAGCCGCAUAUGGAAAAGUCAACUGUCGUUGAUAGCGACACUGGAAAGAGUAAAGAUAGCAGAGUACGUACUAGUUCUGGAACAUUUCUUGCAAGAGGGCGUGACAAGAUUGUUCAGAGAAUAGAGAAACGAAUUGCAGAUUUCACCUUCAUUCCUGUAGAACAUGGUGAAGGCCUUCAAAUUCUUCAUUAUGAAGUAGGGCAAAAAUAUGAGCCUCACUACGACUACUUUCAGGAUGAGUUCAAUACUCAAAAUGGUGGUCAACGCAUUGCCACUGUUCUUAUGUAUUUGUCAGAUGUUGAAGAAGGUGGUGAGACGGUGUUUCCAGCAGCAAAAGGAAAUUUUAGUUCUGUGCCAUGGUGGGAUGAGCUAUCUGAAUGUGGCAAAGGGGGACUUUCGGUCAAACCAAAAAUGGGCGAUGCAUUACUUUUUUGGAGCAUGAAGCCUGAUGCAACUUUGGAUCCAUCAAGUUUACAUGGUGGUUGUCCUGUUAUAAAAGGGAACAAAUGGUCAUCUACGAAAUGGAUGCGUAUCCACGAGUACAAGGCGUAA